Molecule: messenger RNA, 2499 nt
Organism: Penicillium macrosclerotiorum
Lineage: Eukaryota; Fungi; Ascomycota; Eurotiomycetes; Eurotiales; Aspergillaceae
Product: Zn(II)2Cys6 transcription factor
Exons: 5
Coding region: 1-2499 (832 amino acids)
Biological process (GO): regulation of DNA-templated transcription; DNA-templated transcription
Molecular function (GO): DNA-binding transcription factor activity, RNA polymerase II-specific; zinc ion binding; DNA binding
Source: RefSeq, a predicted model, not a curated record
AUGGACGAUUCGGCUCAGACUCCUGCACAGCAACAAAAGCGCCCUCGGGUGGCUGAAGAGAAUCGCAAACGAGCUGUCCGAGCAUGCGAUGGUUGCCGCAGGGUGAAAGAGAAAUGUGAAGGCGGGGUGCCAUGUCGCCGGUGCCUUCGCUAUCGCCGACAGUGCAAUUUCACCCAUAUCGACCCCAGCGAAAAAACCCGGUCGACUUCGCUCUCGUUGUUGGAUAGGGCUGCUUCGCUGAGUCGGCAUGAGAUCCAAGAAGCAGAGCGCGUACGCUAUAUGGAACGCCUCUUGUCCUAUUAUAUUCCGGACAUCAAGUUCGAUAUCCAGUCAUUACGCCAGGCUGCCGACGAGUUGAAAAGCAAACACCGGGACUCAGAGUCGGAUGCCGUGUCAACCAAAGAAGAUACCAACGAUUUAGAGGAUUUAGCCAUUGAUGAGGAAGAUUUCACAAUCAAGGCUCUACCAGACAACACCACACAAUAUUCUGGAGAGUUCUCCUACCUCAAUUUCUCUAUGAAGAUUCGCAAGAAGAUUGACGAGUGGAUGAAAACAACUGCACCAGAGGCCUCGACCGAGGUGGAGCCGUUUGAAGAGCGAUGGCGAGCUACGCAACUCCAGUCUGGGUCUUCAUUGGUUUCGGCAUCGAUCACCUGCCUUCCUCCACGUUAUGUGGCCGACUUUCUUGUCCAGAUAUUUUUCAAAUAUGCACAGACCAACAACUUCUACGUUGAAGAGGACUGGCUCCGUGAGAAACUCAAUAUCUGUUAUACCAACCCAUCCAGUCUAUCCCCGGAUGAUGCAGGCGCUGUCUGCGCUAUCUUGAUGGUCCUGGCCGUGGGCACCCAGUUUGCCCACAUGGAAUCAACAACGCCAGUGAAUUGCUUACCACAUGACUCUACAGCCAAUCAAGACCAUUUCUCGGAGGAUGAGGUUGGCUUGACUUUUUAUCAAUUUGCUUCGAAGUUACUUCCGGAUAUCAUCGCUACCGCAUCGGUUCGGAGUGUGCAAGCCUGCCUGUUGAUCGGAACGUACUUACUUCCUCUUGACACGUCGGGUCUAUGCUAUACAUACUUCGGCUUAGCGCUGAAGCUUGCGAUUCAAAAUGGAAUGCACCGGCGAUAUCAUGGCGAAGGCCUUUCACCUCGAAUGGUGGAAACUCGAAAUCGAGUUUUCUGGACCGCCUAUACGAUUGAGAAACGCAUCAGUAUCCUUCAUGGUAGACCAGCAUCGUUAUCGGACGCUGAUGUUGACGCUCCCCUUCCAGUCGACUUCCCAGAUAUAAUGCCGGCAUCACAACCAUCUAACCACACGAAUAUGGUGGCGUUGAUCACAUUGACUUUAAAAUUGGGAGAAGUUUCAAACGAUAUUACCUCGCUCCGAACUUGUCGGAAAGGUCAACAACAGGACUGCCUUGAACGACUGCUCAGCAUUCGUAAGCACUUGCUGGAAUGGUGGUCGACUCUCCCAGAAGAAACAAAUUGUCGGGACCUCAACCCACAAGGACCACUAUUUCGCUCUAAUGUCCACCUUAAGCUUGACUACUGUCUGACUCGCAUUUUCAUCGGGCGGCCAUUCCUUUUCAGCAGCCUGAGGGGCAUUCACCAGAACUCCUCGCAUCCCAACGCUUUCAAAGGCCCAUCGGGAGUCUCCAAGAAUCGGACAACCCUAGUUACAGAUUGUGUCGAGGCAGCCCUUGAAAUCAUUGACCUCUGUCGCCUUCUCAGAGACGAGACAGGCCUUGCACGUGCAUCGUUCACUGAGUUCAGCUCGUGUCGUGCGGCCUUGCUGGUGAUUCUUGCGCAAGGCUUGACCAAACGAACCGAACGUCUUGGGGCAGCUCUUGAGCAAGGAAUUUCUCUUAUCAAAAUUAUGUCGAUGGGUGUUGGUUCUGCUCGCUCAGCUGUCAGUGUCAUCGAAGCCCUCGAGCGCGCCAUUCGCCGCCUGGAGGCCUGGAGUGAAACCCAACAAGCCCAUAAUAAUGGUGGUAGUAUUGAAUCCGCUUACGACCGUUUCAAAAACUGGGAAAUGCUUUGGAAAACCGGGCCCGUGUCGCCAUCCACGAUGGCUUGGAAGCAACAAGAAGCCUAUGCCAAUGACCCAGGUAUCCAGCAAGGCGUGGGUUCCAAUAUCACAGACCCAUCUACUAUGAAAACCGUUGUUCCUGGAUUACCUAUAACUCCGCCAGUCAUGUCAGCAGGUGCAAACGGAUCGGGAUCUGCAGUUGAAGGGCCCAGUCAGGAGAUUCUAGAAGGCGAUGGCCCUAGCAGUGGUCUCUCUGCCUCGGACAACUUUUCCAUUUCACACCAGUCUCUAUCUCAAAUGCCUCACUUUGGCUUUGAUCAUUUUGUAUCAAACUUCCCCCAGGAAUUGGGCGAGUUCACUGCGAUUCCUUGCUUUGAGCCGGAUAAUCAGGGUCAUCCUUCGGGCAUGGUUGGUACCGAGAUGAAGACUCCAGGUAGCACGGAUUCUCAAUGGUUGCAGUUCAUGAAUGAGUAG